Messenger RNA from Alexandromys fortis (reed vole), 1896 nucleotides. RefSeq names its product Rho GTPase activating protein 8 (gene Arhgap8). The record is from RefSeq and is a predicted model, not a curated record. Gene Ontology annotation, cellular component: cytoplasm. Gene Ontology annotation, biological process: small GTPase-mediated signal transduction; negative regulation of endocytic recycling. The coding region runs from base 486 to 1763 and encodes 425 amino acids. Gene Ontology annotation, molecular function: GTPase activator activity. Lineage: Eukaryota; Metazoa; Chordata; Mammalia; Rodentia; Cricetidae. The transcript has 12 exons.
CCAGCCCCGGCUUCUCUGGCCUUGGGCAGAGACAGCGGCAGAGGCAACUGAGCAGAGAGCCUAGAGAGCCUUGUAACCGCAGCCUGCAUCAGGCCUGGGACUGCGGGUCAGACCAUCCGGGAUGCGGGCUCAGUUUCCUAACUCAGCACAGAUCUCCGGUUUCCCGUCUCAUCCAGAGCAUCACGAAUGAGGGUAAAUCUGCGGGCUGGCAGCGAGUGUGGAGGCGACAGAGGGCCAGUAUCCCUCAGCUCUCUCCAGCUACGAGCUAGCGCCACCUGCCCUGGUCCCGCCCACCUGGUCUCCCGGUUGCGCGCUUUCUGACGUUGGGCGGGGCCAGUCGGGGAGGAACCUGCCGGAGCCUGGCCAGGUAAGCGGUUGGAGUUGCAGGCACCAAGUGAAGAGCGCUGUGGUCGUAGGCAGAGCUACAGAGAGACAAGGAAGCAACAGCCACACUGGGAGCCACCGGAGGGCCCUCAGUGGUGUCCAUGGCUGGCCAGGACCCGACGCUGAGCACGAAUCAUCCAUUCUAUGACGUGGCCAGACACGGCAUCCUGCAGGUGGCAGGGGAUGAUCGCCAGGGGAGGCGCAUCUUCACGUUCAGUUGCUGCCGCUUGCCACCCUCGCACCAGCUCAACCACCAGCGCCUGCUGGAGUAUCUGAAGUACACGCUGGACCAGCAUGUGGAGAAUGACUAUACUAUUGUCUACUUUCACUACGGCCUCAGCAGCCAGAACAAACCAUCCCUGGGCUGGCUCCAGAAUGCCUACAAGGAGUUUGACCGCAAGUACAAGAAGAACCUGAAGGCGCUCUAUGUUGUGCACCCCACCAACUUCAUCAAAGCCUUGUGGAACAUCUUCAAGCCCCUCAUCAGUCACAAGUUUGGGAAAAAGGUCACCUACUGCAGCAGCCUGCGUGAGCUCCGAGAGCACCUUCAGUGCGACCAACUGCUCAUCCCCCCAGAAGUAGUACGGUAUGAUGAGAAGCUGCAAAACCUACACAAAGGCCAAUUGCCCCCUCCCACCAAGACUCCGCCCCCUCGGCCACCUCUGCCCACCCAGCAGUUUGGAGUCAGCCUACAAUACCUCAAAGACAAAAAUCAAGGCGAGCUCAUCCCCCCUGUGCUGCGGUGGACAGUGACGUACCUGAGGGAGAAAGGGCUGCGCACGGAGGGUCUGUUCCGGAGAUCGGCCAGCGCCCAGACUGUCCGCCAGGUGCAGCGACUGUACGAUCAAGGAAAGCCGGUGAACUUUGAUGACUACGGAGACAUGCAUGUCCCAGCUGUGAUCCUGAAGACCUUCCUGCGCGAGCUGCCCCAGCCACUCCUGACCUUCCAAGCUUACGAGCAGAUUCUCGGGAUCACCAGUGUGGAGAGCAGCCUGCGUGUGACACACUGUCGCCUGAUCCUGCAGAGCCUCCCGGAGCACAACUACACCGUCCUCCGCUACCUCAUGGGCUUCCUGCAUGAGGUAUCUCAGGAGAGCAUUUCAAACAAGAUGACCAGCUCAAACCUGGCAUGUGUGUUCGGGCUGAAUUUGAUCUGGCCGUCUCAGGGGGUGGCUUCCCUGAGUGCCCUGGUACCUCUGAACCUCUUCACGGAGCUGCUGAUUGAGUACUACGACAAAGUCUUCAGCGCCCAGGAGGCCCCCGGGGAGCACACGCAGAACACUGUGGAAGUAGAACAGGCUGGUCCUGUCACCAGAGGAUUCACGCCCACAGGCACGCCCCGGGCCUCACCAUACUUGCCGCGCCUCCGUGUCCCCUGACUGGCAGGAGACACCUCAAGUUGGAGAUGCCGCCUUGCAACCUGUGUUGCAUCUGUGUCCCCGUUUGUUCUAUGAACUUAUUGUCUGUAAGAAGACACAGGAAUUAAAUGAACCCAGAACUUUUUAGUGAGAA